AGAAGAAUUUCUAGGGUGACCUACCAGCUGCUCUCCCCAUACUGCCAGCAUUAUUGGAAUAAACGCUCAUAUAGGAUUCAACCCUGUCUCUGCUUAAUUUGGCUCAAGAGGUGACCUCAGAGUGACUACAGCAGGCUGACAUUUGGUAGCAGCCUUAUUCAGGCUUCACCCAAACUGGACGUUAGGUGAGAUUCAAUGGCUGCCUUUCCUCAAGUGACCAUAUUUUUCCUGGUAUCCUCCAUUGGGAUACUUACUGCUUUUGCAGCAAUGAAACCACAUGACUUCUCUAGAUGGCCUCCGCCCCCAUGUAAACUAUACUACCCAACGGAUCCUCUUUAUCAACUAGAUGAACCAGAAUGCCCUAAUGUGACUGCGUAUGUGUGUGCUCUAGACGGCCACACUUACCAGAAUGAGUGUUUCUUUUGUGUUGCUCGGUGGGAAUUUGGUCCUCAUAUUAAAUUUGACAAAUAUGGAAAAUGUGGUUAAUGGCUAACAGUAAAACAUUUGUUUAUUCUUUUCACUACUUAAUUCUGAAAAUCAUUUCUUUUGGAAUUUGAGGAUGUAUAAUAAAUAACCUGCCUCUUUUUUCUGCACCCAAAUUUAUAAUGAAAUUGAA
Molecule: messenger RNA, 616 nt
Organism: Molossus molossus (Pallas's mastiff bat)
Lineage: Eukaryota; Metazoa; Chordata; Mammalia; Chiroptera; Molossidae
Gene: SPINK13
Product: serine peptidase inhibitor Kazal type 13
Exons: 5
Coding region: 196-486 (96 amino acids)
Molecular function (GO): protein binding
Source: RefSeq, a predicted model, not a curated record